AGGGGGGAGGGGGCGGCAGGUGUGCCAGGUCCCAGGGGCCCGCUGGCCUCUGGUUUCACUGCAGCUCUUGGGCAGAAGGGAAUAGAGGAUGAGGAAGAGGAGGCGUUGUGGAGUGCACGAAGGGGAGGAUGGGGGGGGGGGGGGCACCGGGGUUGUGCCCAAAUGUCUCACAGGCAGGCCGUGCAACUUGGGAAAAGGGCUUGCUUGCCCUUGGGGGUUUUCUGCUUACCGUCUUCUUCUGGCCUCGUCGACCUUCUGCUUCCUGCUUCCUUUUGCGGGGGUGGCCUCGCCGUCGCGGCUCUUGGGCCGUGGUUUGUGCGAGAGAGAAAGGGUUGCCACAACGGACAAGACAAGCUGCAUGUCCUAGGGUCUGGCAGCGACGGCGGCGGCGGCGGUAGUGGUGGUAGUGGUGGUGGUGGUAGUGUGAUGAGGAUAGGGUGAUAGGGUGGGGUCAAGAGAUGUGUUGCGCAGAGUGAAGGCAUGCGUGUCUCUUGUCUUUGAGCGUGUUUCAUGGCAAG
This is a messenger RNA of Thermothelomyces thermophilus ATCC 42464, 518 nucleotides long. RefSeq lists its product as uncharacterized. The transcript has a single exon. NCBI's taxonomy places the organism in Eukaryota, Fungi, Ascomycota, Sordariomycetes, Sordariales, Chaetomiaceae. The annotation marks the transcript as partial. The record is from RefSeq and is a predicted model, not a curated record.